UCAACUAUUAAAGCGCGCCAACCAUACACGGUUUGAACUCUCCGACCUUCGCUAGCUUCCCUCUAUCCAAACCCGACAAUGUCAUCCGGGUCAAGUUCUCUAAUGUGGUUCCGGAAGGGCCUCAGGAUCCACGACAACCCGGCCCUCGAGUACGCCUCCAAAGGCUCCGAUUUUUUAUACCCGGUAUUCGUGAUCGACCCGCACUACAUGAAGCCCGACGCGGACGCUUUCUCACCCGGGUCAUCGAAAGCCGGCCUUAAUCGGAUCCGGUUCCUGCUCGAGAGCCUUUCGGAUUUGGAUUCGAACCUCAAAAAGCUCGGGUCCAGAUUGUUGGUGCUCAAAGGUGAACCCAGCGAGGUCCUCAAUCGUUGCCUGAAGGAGUGGGAUGUGAAAAGGCUUUGCUUUGAGUACGAUACAGAACCAUAUUAUCAAGCUCUAGAUGUUAAAGUUAAGGGGUAUGCAUCUGCGGCUGGCAUUGAGGUUUUUAGUCCCGUAAGUCAUACGCUCUUCAAUCCGGCGGAUAUUAUACGAAGGAAUGGUGGCAGGCCACCUUUGACUUAUCAAUCAUUUGUGAAGCUUGUUGGGGAUCCCUCAUGGGCAUCGUCCCCUCUUUCUAUUACACUUUCUUCACUUCCUCCAAUUGGGAGUUUUGGAAGAUGUGAGAUUUCAGAAGUUCCAACAGUUGAAGAACUUGGCUAUGAAGAGACACAACAGGACGAACAUUCUCCCUUUAAAGGUGGUGAAUCAGAAGCCUUGAAGAAGUUACGAGAAUCAAUUGAAAAGAAGGAGUGGGUGGCAAAUUUCGAAAAACCUAAGGGUGAUCCAUCAGCGUUUUUAACCCCGGCAACUACUGUUUUAUCUCCUUACUUGAAAUUUGGUUGUCUCUCUUCAAGAUAUUUCUACAUAUGCCUUCAAGAUUUAUAUAAAAAUGUAAAAAGUCAUACUUCACCACCGGUAUCUCUUGCUGGACAGUUAUUAUGGCGAGACUUUUUCUACACGGUUGCAUUUGGCACUCCUAAUUUCGAUCGGAUGAGGGGAAACAAAAUAUGCAAGCAGAUACCUUGGAAUGAUGAUGAUGAACUGCUGCAAGCUUGGAGGGAAGCUAGAACAGGAUUCCCUUGGAUCGAUGCCAUCAUGAUCCAGCUCCGUAAGUGGGGUUGGAUGCACCAUCUAGCACGACACUCUGUUGCAUGUUUUUUGACUCGGGGUGAUCUGUUUGUUCACUGGGAAAAAGGCCGUGAUGUUUUCGAGAGGCUUCUGAUUGAUUCAGACUGGGCAAUUAAUAAUGGAAACUGGCUAUGGCUAUCGUGCUCAUCAUUUUUCUACCAGUAUAACCGCAUCUACUCUCCAACCUCGUUUGGAAAGAAGUACGACCCAAAUGGGGAUUACAUUAGACAUUUUCUCCCCGUACUUAAAGAAAUGCCAAAGGAGUACAUUUAUGAGCCAUGGACGGCUCCUGAAAGCAUUCAGAAAAAGGCAAAGUGUAUAAUCGGAAGAGAUUAUCCAAAGCCAGUGGUUGCUCACGAUUCUGCAAGCAAGGAGUGCAAGAGGAGAAUGGCUGAAGCAUAUGCAUUGAACCAGAAGUUGACUGGCUUGGUGAGCGAAGAAGAUUUAAGAAACUUGAGGAGAAAACUGGAGAAGGACGAAAAGCCAGAGGUAAAAAAUAAACGGCAAAGAAAGCUAAUUGGCUGAGGUCUAUGUCGGUUGUCCGACCCUCCUCAUAGAAAAAACGGAUCCCUUGUAUUUGAUCUCACCCAACCCCACAUUCCUCAUACCCCUUUUAAGUUUGAUGAUACGAACGCCUGCUGACAAAGAAAGAUUCUACUUAAAUUUGGUAGGUUUUCAGAAGUUCAAGGUUGUAAAUGAGCCAACGCCGGAACUGAAUGUCAUUGUGCCCAAGUUUGGCUUGUGUAAUUUUUCCCCAGCUCGAGUGAGCUUAAAAAUUGCAAGCCCGAUACCGAGCUCGAGCUGUUUCGAGCUAUUUUAAUACUAGGUUGGUUUGAUUGCACAAA
Molecule: messenger RNA, 2012 nt
Organism: Malus domestica (apple)
Lineage: Eukaryota; Viridiplantae; Streptophyta; Magnoliopsida; Rosales; Rosaceae
Product: (6-4)DNA photolyase
Biological process (GO): entrainment of circadian clock by photoperiod; circadian regulation of gene expression
Cellular component (GO): nucleus; cytoplasm
Molecular function (GO): deoxyribodipyrimidine photo-lyase activity; FAD binding; DNA binding
Source: RefSeq, a predicted model, not a curated record